AUGUAUAGCAAAUAUAUAUUUCAGGUUGCUAUUCCUAUAAAACCCUUUAUAAAUAAAGAAUGGUAAAUUUUGGAUAUAACAACUCUAUCGAUUUAGUUCAAGAAACCAUAACUAUCAUUUCACCUAUUGAAACUCCUAUUAAUAAAAAAAUUACACAUAAAAUUUAAUUGGAUUUUUUAUAGAAUGGUAUUUCAAAAAGAAAUCUUUGAAACAACUCUUUAUUUUCAAUUUCUACAAAUAAUUUAUGCCAUUAAUUUUAAUAUUGCAAGUUAUGGAACUUCAGGAUUUGGUUAAUAACAUAAAUAUUAUUAACUUUUUUAGUAUAGACUAUUAAAACAUGUUGAUUAAUAUGGAUAAUUAAUUCGUUCCAUCAAUAAUAUCGUUUAAACUAUCUAAAAUAAGAUAAGGAAUAUUUUCAUUAAUUUUUUUAUCUGGAAAUCUUGGGAGUAACUACAUGAUUUACUUAAUAAUAUGAAUACAAAUCUAGAUAUUAGAGAUGAUUAAGAAAAGGAGUUAUUAUUCAUCUUAUAAAAGAAAUCGAAAAUUCAACUACUAUAUAAAAAUUGAUUUAACUUAUUCACAUUGCUAAAAAAAUAAAAUCUCUUAAAAAAAUACGAAAUACUCAUAUUCUCAUUUUUUAUUCAAGAUCAUCCACAAGCAUGGUGACUAAAAUUAUUUUUGCUAGUUUGGGAUCGAUUGAAAUGGGUAUCUUUUACAAAAAAAAGAAAAAAAAUAUCCAUCAUUUAUUCUUUAUAGAAAUAGCAAAUUAAUUAGAUUUUUCAAAGAAUAUCUAGAAAGCAAUUCUAAAAAACUCACUAUUUCAUGUGCAAGUUUUGCUAUUCUUGAUUAUGAAGAUACUUUUCAAACAUUUAACUAUAUUGAAUAUAAUUAAAUGGCUAAAAAGAUUAAUAUCUAAACUUCUAUUAAAAAUUUUUCUUAAAAUAAACAAUAAUUAAUCUUAGAAUAAACUAAUCAUGAUUGACUUACUUAAGAUGAAGAAUUAAAAAAUUAACUUAAUAAAUAAGUUUUAAAUUAAUUCAAAAUUAAAACAUUUUAUUAUUCAAUAUUUCAACAGAGAAUCUUAAACUUAUAAAGAUAUUUAAAUUACAAUAAGAAUAAAUCACUAUAAAAACUAAAAUCCUUAGAACAAAUUGAUCAAUAGAAAGAAAAAAGUAUCUUUCGUUAAGAAAUGA
Messenger RNA from Paramecium sonneborni, 1193 nucleotides. The record is from the annotation of a GenBank genome assembly. NCBI's taxonomy places the organism in Eukaryota, Ciliophora, Oligohymenophorea, Peniculida, Parameciidae.